Dictyostelium purpureum is the source of this 873-nucleotide messenger RNA. RefSeq lists its product as uncharacterized. Lineage: Eukaryota; Evosea; Eumycetozoa; Dictyosteliales; Dictyosteliaceae. The transcript is spliced from 2 exons. The coding region runs from base 1 to 873 and encodes 290 amino acids. The record is from RefSeq and is a predicted model, not a curated record.
AUGGAAGCAAUUCAACAAUCAAAUUCAAAACCAGAAAUCAAUGUCUGUACCAGUGGUAUUGGUUUAUCUUUAGUACAAAAAUUAUUAAAAGAUGGAAAGAAUCGUGUAGUUGGUACAUCCAGAGAUGCAAAAAAGUUUAUUGGUUUGGAAGGUGUAUAUGGCAAUAACAACUUUUUCGGAUUACAGGUUGAUCUCCCAAAUGAAGAGUCAGUCAAAGAUUCAAUUAAUAAAGCAGUUGAAAAAUUUGGGACAAUUACUCAUGUUGCAAAUUGUGCAGGUUAUGGUUUAGUAGGUUGUAUCGAAGAGAUUAGUGAUAAAGAAAGUAGAGAUAUGAUGGAUUGUAUCUAUUUUGGACCAUUAAAUGUUAUCAGACAUGUUCUUCCACUUAUGCGUAAAAAUAGAUUUGGCUAUAUUUUCAAUGUAGCAUCGAGUGCUGGUUUCAAAGGUUUCAGUUUGUUUGGUGGUUAUGCAGGUGCCAAAUUUGCUCUCGUAGGUGCCACAGAAGCUUUAGCUGGUGAUGUCAAACCAUUCGGUAUUAAUGUUGCCUGUAUUAUUCUCGGUUACUUUAAGAGUGGAUUCCAAACAAAUAUGUCAAAUGACUUUGGUUAUGCCAAAAAUCAAAUCGCAGAUUACGACUCUAGAAAUGCUUGGAUUAAAAUGACUGCACCUCUUUUUGCCAAUAGAAUUCCAGGAGACACUAAUAAGUUUGCUGAUUUACUCGUUGACCAUUAUUCACAUCAAAUCAAUCUUCCAUACAAUUUAUUCAUUGGUCCAGAAGAUACUUUCACAACUGCUGAAUACAAAGUUAAAGAACUAACCGAACAAAUUAAUUCACAAAAAGAAUUAAACACCAAAGUAUUAAUGGAUAUUUAG